Molecule: messenger RNA, 3196 nt
Organism: Lytechinus variegatus (green sea urchin)
Lineage: Eukaryota; Metazoa; Echinodermata; Echinoidea; Temnopleuroida; Toxopneustidae
Exons: 6
Coding region: 104-2821 (905 amino acids)
Biological process (GO): G protein-coupled receptor signaling pathway; cell surface receptor signaling pathway
Cellular component (GO): membrane
Molecular function (GO): G protein-coupled receptor activity
Source: RefSeq, a predicted model, not a curated record
GAAGGUAGGUAUAUAAUGGUUGAUCAACUUGUUCAUCUGUUGCGUAUAAAUCUCAGCCGCAACUAAAAACAAUCGUCAUUAAAACGAGAGUGAAUGAUAUACAAUGGCAUUAAUGAGAUGCAUUUUCGUUUUGUUGUUGAUGGAGUCUUUAUCAUCUUGUGAUUGUUCUGAUUCAGAGCGACCUGAUAAUGGAAGGAAUUCGUCAACAUCAGUUUCUAACUCCCUUGAUAAUUUUCCAGAGAAUGAAUAUUCUUCAAGCUCCUGGUCGGUUUCUUACGGUUCAAAUGAAAUCACAUCCGUCAUUUGUCCUGUUGAUUCUGACAAGUGCGUUAUUUUCACUUAUUACAUAGAGGAAUGUGAUAUAAAUCAAGUAAUGUUCGGACCCACUUCGAUGUGUACCUGUUCUGCAAGCUGUAUUUUCUUCGACGACUGUUGUCAUGGAUACCCAAACAACACCAGAGAGCCUUACGCCGUGAUUAUUGAGCGCCAGUAUUGGAGUUGUACCCGAUUUGCAAUUGGUCUGGCACAUAACACUUCUUGUAACUACACUUACUUUGUUGUGAAUAGAUGUCCAAACUCAGAUGCGACUGACCCCCAGUUGAAACAAAGAUGUGAGAACCCCAGAGCAAAUGAUACAGUCUUUGUUGAUUCGCAGACUAUCUUCUAUCGCAACAGGUAUUGCGCUCUCUGCCAUGGCGUCAACUCGUCCGAACUUACCCCUUAUAUAAUAUUCUAUCCGUGUCAGGACAAUCUACCAAAUGAGGACACGUUUUGUGGACAGAUCCCCUAUAAGCUCGACGGAGUGAUGGAGUGGCGGAGGCCGCGUCUGUGUAUUGAGGAUUCAGACAUCAUAUCACAAUGCGAUUCAAAAAUAGGAAACCAAAGCUUACAUUCACUUUGUUUGAGCGAAAGCGAACGAAGAGUGUGGGUCGCUAAGGUCGAUGGAAUCAACUUUUCCGACGGUAAUAUUUAUAGGAACGUUUACUGUGCAAUGUGCAAUGGGUUAGAUGGGGAAAAGGUCAUCAAUAAAACUAAAUCAUGCGACACGCACAAAACCGUAGAUAAACUUUAUAAAAUUUCCUACUAUUAUCCGGAGCUGCAAUGUAGCAAUGGCCUCCAGUUAUCAGGAACAGAAUGCGUCCCGGAAGUAAGCUCUUGGCCAGACUGUGAGACCAGCAACUUCAUCUUUGCGGUUGUCUCUAAUGGGUCUUCGCAGUGCUACAAAGGCUUCGACGGUUUCAAAGAAAUGAGCAAUGAUUGGAGUUUGGACGAACCCGAAAUAUCGAACUAUGAUUUCGUGUACGACCUCAAUGGUGCGAUGUCGUUCACCACAUUCUUAGAGUUUCCAGCUGAUUUCCUACCACACCAAAGCAAAAUUAAGGAAUUGGUUGGAAAUAGCUUUGAGCAAGUACAUGAUACGAGUUGUCCCGAUAACACGAUCAUCAUCCGGGAAAGAUGCAACAUUGUCUCUGGGCAAUGGGUGGAUUUUAUUGGAAAUCUAUCAGACAUCACAGACGACCCGCGACUUUUUGAACCAGUGGAAAUCAACGGCACACUUUACAUCGUGUAUGAUGAGACUACUUUCAUUCGACCGGUUUUGUGGGAAAAUUACACUUAUUUUACACGUUUCUCAGAUGAGUGGAAUUUCACCAGACAGCUUUCAUUCUCGCUGUAUGGACAUUUCGUUGACGUACAAACUUGUGCGUCUAUCGUUGUCGGAGAUUCUUUUAUCACCGAAAAUAAAAUAGACAAUGUUACUGUGUUGAUAUACCAAGGCAUCGAGUUUUAUCCGGAUAAGUACACCCGUUACAAGAAUGGAUCUGUCCGUCUCUGCUGGACCAGUUCCGAUCCUCCAGAACCUGUCAGCAUGUUCAAUUUCUCCAGAGGACAGUAUCUUCUGAACGUCAUCCUCCUUGUAGUGUCCACCAUCUGUCUCUUGGUGGCUUUGAUCACAUACUGUAUCUUCAAGCCUCUUCGGAACCUUCAAGGCAUAUCUACUAUGAACUUCAUCACUGCUCUCUUUAUUGCACAGGUAAUGCUCCAAUAUAUUGCUCCAAACAUGACAUCAUUCCCGAUCCUGUGUACGAUUGCUGCAGUUGUCACUCAUUAUUCCCUCCUUGCCGCCUUCACUUGGACAAACAUCUUGGCAUGGGAUCUUGUCCGUCACUUUGCAUCUUCGUCCUUUUUACCAAAGAGACAUAGUGAGACAAGACGACUGAUCGUCUACCAUACCAUUGGUUGGUGUGUUCCUCUCAUUAUCAUCGUUCCCUGUCUCAUCGUCCAAAGUCAGAACCCAUCACUACAUCGAUAUGGCAAGAUCGGAUCAUCUUGCUGGAUCUACCAGGCAAUGGGUAUCGUUGUGACAUUCCUGGUACCUAUUGCUAUCAGCUUCCUCGUCAAUAUUGUUCUCUUCUUGUUGACUACCUACGGUGUUCACAAGAGCAAACGUGAUUCUAGAAUUCUCCGUGAAGGUGCAAAGGAACGACGAAAGGAACUCUUUCAAGAACUCCUGGUUCACUUCAAGAUAUCUUGUCUGCUUGGCUUUGGAUGGUCCUUUGGUUUCAUCGCUUCAUUCACCAAUUCUGCUACUGUUUGGACCAUCUUCAUCCUGACUAGCUCUCUCCAAGGGAUAUUUGUUUUCAUCUUCUUCGGCGCUAAUCAACGAGUAAGGGAUCUCUGGCGAAACAAGGUUUGCGGAUCGGCAGCACAAACAGGAACUUCAACUAUGGCAUUAACAUCUUCUACAAGUGUGGGAUCAAAGACAAAGAGUAAUGGGAGUAAUACAGAAACUACGACCUCCUGUUCGACUACGGGUGUGUAAGACUUCUUCGGCAUGUCAGCUACGAUAUUUUGAAUGACCCCGCUCCAUAGUUGCUGGAGGCAUAAGGCAUUUUUGCAAUCACAACACAGACGCUUUCUGUGACGCAGGAAAAUAAUGUUUUACCAACAGCUCUUCAAUGACGAAACGGUCUUUGCCAAAUUUCAGUGAAUCAAAACAGCGGUGGCGAUCAGACUCGCUCUGGACUAUGGACAAACGAACGACAUAUUUGCAAUUUUCGUCUGGUCCGAAUCUUCGGACGAUGUGCUGUCCCGGUCCACCAAGGCUUUUUACAAAAAUCUCCCGGCUGUCCAUUACGUGAUUUGACUUGCAUUUUCAAAGAAAUUGGUGCGUUGCAGAAAGCGUCUGCGUUGUGAU